Messenger RNA from Tarenaya hassleriana, 1058 nucleotides. RefSeq names its product 40S ribosomal protein S4-3-like. NCBI's taxonomy places the organism in Eukaryota, Viridiplantae, Streptophyta, Magnoliopsida, Brassicales, Cleomaceae. Bases 101 to 889 code for a protein of 262 amino acids. The transcript has 5 exons. The record is from RefSeq and is a predicted model, not a curated record. Gene Ontology annotation, molecular function: structural constituent of ribosome; RNA binding. Gene Ontology annotation, biological process: translation. Gene Ontology annotation, cellular component: cytosolic small ribosomal subunit; ribosome.
GGUUUUGAUCGUCUCUCUCUCAUCCCCUAUUUCGAGUGAACUGCAUCGGCCCGCUUAGCCGCAAAGGAAUCCGAAGGCGUUCGUUGCUGCGCCUGCAACCAUGGCUAGGGGAUUGAAGAAACACUUGAAGAGGCUUAAUGCCCCAAAGCACUGGAUGCUUGACAAGCUUGGCGGUGCUUUUGCCCCCAAGCCGUCUUCUGGGCCACACAAGUCUAGGGAGUGCCUUCCCCUUAUCCUUAUCAUCCGUAACAGGUUGAAGUAUGCUCUGACAUAUCGUGAGGUGAUUGCCAUCUUGAUGCAAAGGCAUGUCCUUGUUGAUGGGAAAGUUAGGACUGACAAGACUUACCCAGCUGGUUUCAUGGAUGUUGUGUCUAUCCCGAAAACGAAUGAGAACUUUCGUCUUCUGUAUGACACCAAGGGGCGUUUCCGUCUCCAUUCCAUCAGGGAUGAGGAGGCAAAGUUCAAGCUCUGCAGGGUCCGCUCUGUUCAGUUUGGUCAGAAGGGCAUCCCUUACCUGAACACAUACGACGGGCGUACCAUCCGUUAUCCCGACCCGCUCAUCAAAGCCAAUGACACCAUCAAGCUCGACCUCGAGACCAACAAGAUCGUCGACUUCAUCAAAUUUGAUGUGGGCAACGUCGUGAUGGUCACCGGGGGGAGAAACAGAGGCAGGGUUGGUGUGAUCAAGAACAGGGAGAAGCAUAAGGGAAGCUUCGACACAAUCCACAUCCAAGAUGCUACAGGCCAUGAGUUUGCCACCAGGAUGGGCAAUGUGUUCACCAUUGGCAAAGGAACAAAGCCUUGGGUGUCUCUCCCUAAGGGCAAAGGUAUCAAGUUAAGCAUCAUUGAGGAAGCCAGGAAGAGGCUUGCUGCCCAACAAGCUGCUUGAUUCACUUUGGUUUUUUCAUUUAAAAGUUUUUUUGUUCCUCCUAGAAUGAAUUUGCUUAUCUCCUAUUUGAUUUUGGGAUCAUGGGCUCAAUUUUGAACUUCCUGUUAUUCGGUUUAUUUGGUUAAAACUUUGGGUUUCUGCCAAUCAACCUCCAAAAUUAUCAGUACUU